AUGAAACAAGAAAGGAAGACAUCAAAUUCUAUGGUACGGUCGGCAUUGGCAAUGCUUUCAUUGGAUCAAAGCUCGCAUGUUUCCAAGCAAUAUCUUUCAGAAAUUUUCUCGGACAUUGGAGAUUGGGUUGGAUGCUGGCUGGACGAUGAGCGGUUGCUUCACUUUGAUUUAUGGCUAGGUCAGGCUAGAGGAGCUGCUGGUCGAUUGGAGUAG
This is a messenger RNA of Dovyalis caffra, 213 nucleotides long. The record is from the annotation of a GenBank genome assembly. Lineage: Eukaryota; Viridiplantae; Streptophyta; Magnoliopsida; Malpighiales; Salicaceae.